Messenger RNA from Monoraphidium neglectum, 498 nucleotides. RefSeq lists its product as hypothetical. The record is from RefSeq and is a predicted model, not a curated record. NCBI's taxonomy places the organism in Eukaryota, Viridiplantae, Chlorophyta, Chlorophyceae, Sphaeropleales, Selenastraceae. The transcript has 5 exons. The coding region runs from base 1 to 498 and encodes 165 amino acids.
AUGGCGGCGAUCAAAUGCGCGGUGGUGUUUAUGCUGGCAUGCCUGGUUGCGGGAGCAGCGGCCAGGCCCGUAAGGGAGAGCAGCAACUACGGCCGCCGCCUCCUUGGCGACAUCUUUGCGUCUGGCAAAGGCGACCUGUUCCCCUUCCUGUUUGGAAAGGGACCCUUUUCCGCGCCUGCUGGCCCGUCUGCGCCCAACAGUGCCUUCGCCCCGCCGUUCUUCACCACCCCCAUCGCACACCACCCCUUUGGACUCGACCCCUUCACAAUCCCGCUGCCCCCCUUCGGCGGUAGCCAGCCCCCGGCCGGCCCCGGGGCGGCCCCGGCGCCGGUCCAGUGCAGCGACCCCAUUCAGGAUGAGAUUGAUGCCAAGCUGCACUCCUCCAACCCCAAGAUCCAGCUGCUGGGCAAGGGCAAGCGCCAGGCCCCGCGCGAGCGCGGCCAGAGGAGCGAGCGGAGGGCGCGCGCUCGGCGGGCCGGGGAGCGGCCGACAGGGUGA